UUGUAAAUGUUUUUCAGGAAAUUAGGAAAGGCGAUAAAGAAUGAGAAGAAGGAAGAUCAUAGGUCACUUCUUAAGUAUUUGCCUCUUGUGGCGCAGUCUUCAUCUCUAGCCUGGCCACGUUCUGUGGAACAAGAGCUCCAAACAAUGGCCGAGGGACCGAACAAGUCAAUGGUUAACUCCGGCAAAGUUCUUGCCUUGCAUAUCACGAACAUGCGCAAAUCCCUCUCCUUGGAUGCAGGUGAUCUCUCACCUAAUCCACUACAAGGGUACUCUGUUUUCUUUGACAAGAAAAUUUCCAGAGAAGAAUCAGCUAAGUUUUUUGGUGAUGUGGUUCCUGCGUUGUGUGGAUUACUUCUCCAGUUACCUUCAAUGUUAGAAACACAUUAUCAGAAUGCAGACCAUGUUCUUGAUGGAAUUACAACCGGGCUUCGCCUAAUAGCCCCUCAAGAAGCUGGCAUUGUGUAUCUUAGCCAGGAAUUGAUUGCAGCUCUUCUUGCAUGUUCCUUCUUUUGCUUGUUCCCUGAAGUUGACAGACGCUCAAAGCAUCUUCAAAGCAUCAACUUUGAUGAUUUGUUUUCGUUUUCCUCUAUGAGUCACUGCACGAAGAGAGAAAACAAAAUAAAAUGUCUUGUCCAUUACUUUGAAAGAAUAUCUCAAUGUAUGCCCACGGGGUUUGUUUCAUUUGAGAGGAAAGUUCUUCCUCGAGGACACAAUCCUCACUUUGUUUCUUAUCCUGAGGCUGAGUACUGGGCCAAAUCUACUACCCCACUUUGCUCUGUUGAGAUUCAUACCUCAGGAGCUAUAGAAGAUCAACCUGGUGAAGCUCUUGAAGUGGAUUUUGCAGAUGAGUAUAUUGGAGGCCUUACUCUGAGUUAUGAUACUCUACAGGAAGAAAUAAGGUUUGUGAUCAAUCCAGAACUUAUAGCUGGGAUGAUCUUCUUACCUCGUAUGGACGCAAAUGAAGCUAUUGAGAUUGUUGGUGUUGAAAGAUUUUCACGUUACACAGGGUAUGGACCUUCGUUUCAGUACGCUGGUGAUUACACAGACGAGAAGGACUUUGACAGUUUCAAGAGGCGGAAGACAAGAGUCAUAGCAAUAGAUGCCCUUCCUAACCCAGGAAGUACACAGUACAAACCUGAGGGCCUUCUUCGAGAGGUUAACAAGGCUUUUAGCGGAUACUUGCAUCAAUGCAAACAUCAAGCCCGUCCUCGUCCAUCGUCAGUUGUAGAAAGCUCUCAGAGAUGGUGUAUGGAUGAUCAUGAAGAGAAGGUUGGUGUAGCUACAGGGAACUGGGGUUGCGGUGUGUUUGGAGGCGAUCCAGAAGUAAAGAUCAUGCUUCAGUGGCUUGCCAUUUCACAGUCGGGAAGACCAUUCAUGUCAUACUACACAUUUGGACUCCAAGCCUUGCAAAAUGUCAAUCAGGUGAUUGAAAGGAUCAGUUUGCAAGAAAUGAAUGUAGGGGAGCUGUGGAAUAAGGUAGUGGAGUAUUCUGCAGAGAGGUUUGGCAGAGGAACAAGGGUUGGCUUCUUCUCUUGGCUCAUGGCCUCACUCUCUGCUACCACCAAUUGAAUAAAAGUUUUAUAAUCUUUCUGUUUCAUAACAUUUCUCUUUCUGUUUUAUGACAUCUGACGUCUGUUUAUUUGUUACCCAUCAAGUGUUGUUUCUUUGCUACCUCUUUGAGUUUGGGUGGAUUAUCUUUCCUUGUGUAAUUAAUUGGUUUACUAUCUGAUCUCAUCUGCUUAAAGCAUUUAC
Molecule: messenger RNA, 1752 nt
Organism: Eruca vesicaria subsp. sativa (arugula)
Lineage: Eukaryota; Viridiplantae; Streptophyta; Magnoliopsida; Brassicales; Brassicaceae
Source: the annotation of a GenBank genome assembly